Molecule: messenger RNA, 596 nt
Organism: Rhagoletis pomonella (apple maggot)
Lineage: Eukaryota; Metazoa; Arthropoda; Insecta; Diptera; Tephritidae
Product: contactin-2-like
Exons: 4
Coding region: 138-449 (103 amino acids)
Biological process (GO): cell-cell adhesion
Source: RefSeq, a predicted model, not a curated record
AUUACAGGUGAAAUACAAAUAUCUACAUAUCCUGGGCGCAUCAUUGUCACAGAUCCAAAAGGCAUGGUGCAACCGCGUAUAAACGUCGAAAAGCAUUCUCUGCGACAUGUUGUUCUUAAUGGACAAACAACGUUGCCAUGCAUUGCUCAAGGCCAUCCAGUGCCAACAUAUCGCUGGUUCAAAGAGGAAAACGAACAACUAUUACCUCUGCAACUGAGCGAACGCAUCACAAUAGUUUCUGCCGGUUUGCUGAAAAUUGCAAAGCACCAUUAACAGCACAUUUGCAGCCUCAAGUGCAAACCGUCGAUGUUGAUAAAGAUGCGCAAUUUCAGUGCAUUGUCUCCGGACAUCCUGUGCAUGACGUAAAUUGGCUACACGACGGAAAACCAAUAUUGCGCGAUAAUCGCGUUGAGAGGCCCGAAGGUAUGGGGAAAAUAUUUUUACAAUAACGUUGGAAUGUCAUUGCACAUGACCACUUUUGGUCCAUCGCCGCAUAACUAGACCAUCUGGACCGAGCGCACAACCAAAGAGUCAGACUUCAGGGUUCAAAAAAUUUUCUCUUUUAAUCCUAGUUUUUUUUAUUUAUUUAUUUACUU